Messenger RNA from Trypanosoma theileri, 1824 nucleotides. RefSeq names its product E2F target protein 1. Bases 1 to 1824 code for a protein of 607 amino acids. Gene Ontology annotation, biological process: DNA-templated DNA replication. Gene Ontology annotation, molecular function: chromatin binding. NCBI's taxonomy places the organism in Eukaryota, Euglenozoa, Kinetoplastea, Trypanosomatida, Trypanosomatidae. The transcript has a single exon. The record is from RefSeq and is a predicted model, not a curated record.
AUGGACCGGGUGGGCAGCGAGGCGGCAAUGGGUGAAUUGCUGCGCGAGAAGAGCGAUGAGUUUAAUGAUGUGGCGGCUGCCCUCCGCUUCGUGCACGAACGUCUUCCGCAAAUCCUCCAACACCCGCCUCCCGACAUCUUUCCAAUACCAACACCAACACUUACUAACACUAGCAAUAGUAGUAAUAGUAUUAAUGGUGGGGGAAGUAGUAAUAGUAAUAAUAAUAGUACCCGUACGGGUCUCACUGGUCUCCGUCGUUGCCGCGGGAUGCUGCAGGAAGUAGAGCCGGUCGUCUCGCUCUAUCGUGCUUCUCCCACUGACUUCUUCGGUGACACACACACAGACGACGUGGCCCUGCUGGAAGCCACACGUUACUAUGUUAUUCCAGUUCCAGGAAACGCACACUUUUAUAAUCAGCAAGACGGUGAAGAGGAUAGGGCUGCAACACAUCAGCCACACGUUGAAAUGGAGUUUGCUUCAAUAGACCGCAAACGACGAGGACGCUCACCGGAAGGGAAAUCAUUUGAUGAUCACAAUCCACCACUAGAACAACAGGACACCACUGUAGAACGUGACACAAGAAUACGUCGUGAAGAGACAUUAUCUCAUGAGAAAAAUGAACAUAAUUUAGAGGUGAGUGUACCAUUAUACCAGCAGUUAAAUUUACCACAUCCACCACUUAGUACCACUCUUCACACUGCGUGUAUUGUAACUGUUAUUCAUCAUGGUGGAUUCGAAAGAGAACAAUUAAAGUUAAAUGAUGUGGUUGAUUUUUUUGGUUUCAUAGAAGACAAUUCGAAUUCUUCCUGCGUAAAUGAUACUGCUGAAUUAGAUGAGUUUGAAAUCUUCGGCACGUGGCAUGCGGAAAAUCUUCCUCCUGCAUUACUUUCCCGUAUGAUAUGCAUGUCCUGGAGACAUGUUUACACUACCCCAGAACGCCCUAUACUCUCUCCCUAUUUUGAGAACAAACGUCCUUUUGUGGUGCAGUACUUUGCAAAUACUAUUUGCCAAGGUGAUGUUUUGUUAGCGGAGUAUAUUCUUCUGCAUCUUUGUGCGCGUGUUAUCACGCGUGAAAGUGCCACUCCUAUUGGAGAUGUACCCCUUCGUGUGGAGGGAGAUGGUAUUAAUCCAGAACAAUGGUCCAUGUGGAUGCGGAGUGUAGCACCUGUGGGUGAAGUUCUGCUUGGUGAGAAGCAACUGUUGAACUCUAAAACUCGCAUCGCACCGAAACAGGAUCACAAUGUCAAUGUUUUGCGUUCCGGUAUUUUACAAUUAGCUAAUGGAACACAUGUUACAUUGGACUGUCACGUUAUUUCAAAGGCAAGUAAUGUUGUACAUGAGGGUAUUUUUGCUGUGAUGCACAGACAAGUACUACCACUGGAAUAUCCAUACCAGACGCAUGAGUUACCUAUUGAUCUCAACUUUCUUGCCUUAUCCACAAACCGGGCAGAGAAUGACAUUGAGUUUCUGCGCCUAGCUGUCUCAGUACGAUGGCAACCAGAGACUUUAAUGGAUGCGGCAACUUCUCCUGCACUUAAACCAGAUGAAGUACGAGAAUAUUUGGCCCAGGUUCGGUGUGUAUGCCGCAGAUUUGACACUGGGGAUGUCUGCAAGUCACGCCGUCUCGCAGACAGACUUGUUAGUUUCGCUGAGCAAGAACCACGAUGGAACAACCGUGAUUCCUUUAUUCACAACAAUUCCUUUUCCAUGGCUGCUGCCUUGAUGCGCUCUUGUGCAGCAAGUUUUGGGCGAGAACUAAUUAAUGACGAAGAUGUUGAGCAUGUUCUUUCUUUAGAAAGGCAACGUGUCGCUCGCAUCCAGUGA